Molecule: messenger RNA, 1675 nt
Organism: Syngnathoides biaculeatus (alligator pipefish)
Lineage: Eukaryota; Metazoa; Chordata; Actinopteri; Syngnathiformes; Syngnathidae
Gene: lap3
Product: leucine aminopeptidase 3
Exons: 12
Coding region: 101-1651 (516 amino acids)
Biological process (GO): proteolysis
Cellular component (GO): cytoplasm
Molecular function (GO): manganese ion binding; metalloaminopeptidase activity
Source: RefSeq, a predicted model, not a curated record
UGAUGACGUCACAAAAAGCGCCUUCUUUCUGGUAUCUUUCCAGCUCGUGCGACCUUUAUAACUUUGUACUUUGCCCACACAUGAUUGCGAGAUAUCGAAAAUGUUCCUUAUGAGGAGAACUACCGUUCUGGCACUCUCGCGUACCAACUUCUGUCGGACAUUUUGUUCCUCGCAAAGACUCCAAAUGGAAAGAAAAGGUUUGGUGCUGGGCGUGUUCGAGCGGAAAGAAAAGGAGGGCAUCUUUCGUUUGACAGAUGCAGCAGAAGGUUUUGAUCGCAAAGUAUCCGGCAAGCUCUCCGAACUGCUGAAAAUUUCUGGAGUUCUCAAGAAGGGCAAAAGCAGAGUGUUUUAUGGGGUCCACAAGGACUUCCCGUGCGUAGCGGUGGUCGGUCUGGAUGACGUCACGGCGGGCGUGUGCCGGGCGGAGAACUGGGACGCUGCCAAGGAGAACAUCCGACAGGCUGUGUCGGCCGGCUGCAGGGUUCUUCAGGACCUGGAGGUCAACCUCGUGGAGGUGGAUGGCUGCGGUGACCCUCAAGCGGCAGCAGAGGGCGCCUUGCUGGGCCUGUUCCAGUACGACCAGCUGAAAUCCAAGAAAAAGCCCAAAGUGACCGUGCAGCCUCAUGCCAGUGCCGAAGCGACUGCAUGGGAGAAAGGAGUCCUGUACGCUGAUGGCCAAAACCUGGCCCGACUCCUCAUGGAAGCCCCGGCCAAUCACAUCACUCCCACCGCUUUCGCCGAGACCGUUGAAGAGAGGCUGGCGCAGUACGGCGACCGGGUUGUUGUACAUAAGAGAUCGCAGGCGUGGAUCGAGGAGCAAGGGAUGGGCGCGUUUCUCAGCGUGUCCAAAGGCUCAGAGGAGCCCCCCGUCUUCCUGGAGCUGCACUACAACGGCGCGCCCGACGGCGCCCAGGACCCGCUGCUUUUGGUCGGGAAGGGCGUCACCUUCGACAGCGGCGGCAUCUCUCUGAAGCCGUCCGCCUCCAUGGAUAUGAUGCGAGCCGACAUGGGCGGGGCCGCCACAGUGUGCGCCGCGGUCGUCACGGCGGCGGCCCUCAACCUGCCCAUCAACAUCAUCGGCCUGGCUCCACUGUGUGAGAACAUGCCCAGCGGCAAGGCCACCAAACCGGGCGAUGUUGUCACGGCAAAGAACGGGAAAACCAUCCAGGUGGACAACACGGACGCAGAAGGGAGGCUAAUCCUCGCCGAUGCGCUCUGUUAUGCUCACACCUUCAACCCCAGGGCUGUCGUCAACGUCGCAACGCUAACAGGCGCCAUGGACGUCGCGCUGGGCUCGGCGGCGACCGGAGUCUUCACCAACUCUGAUUGGCUGUGGGAGCGGCUGCACAAGGCCGGUACGGUGACAGGCGACCGAGUUUGGCGCAUGCCUCUGUUCCAGCACUACACCAGACAGGUGACGGACAGCCAGCUGGCCGACCUCAACAACGUCGGCAAGUACAGCCGGUCGGGCGGCGCUUGCACGGCGGCGGCGUUCCUGAAGGAGUUCGUCACCUCGCCGCGCUGGGCUCACCUGGACAUCGCGGGAGUGAUGAGCAACAAGGACGAAAUUCCGUACUUGAGGAAGGGCAUGUCGGGGAGGCCCACGCGCACCCUGGUGGAGUUCGCGGCCGCGCUGGCACGCGACGAAUAAACGGCUUUGCAAAUGCGCCGCUGA